Molecule: messenger RNA, 486 nt
Organism: Lactuca virosa
Lineage: Eukaryota; Viridiplantae; Streptophyta; Magnoliopsida; Asterales; Asteraceae
Source: the annotation of a GenBank genome assembly
AUGCUUGACUUGAUAUACUGCUCGGAUAACUUUGCCACACCGUUGCUGAGUACUGUUGAGAGUAUUUCAAGGAAGAUAAAUGUUGCUGCUGUUGUUGGGUCUGUUGCAACCAUCCGACAGUUACUUGAAGCACAAAGGCUCUGUUGUAGAAUAUUCUAUUCACUCAAUUUUUUGGAUGUUCCUAAAAAAUUCGAGGAUAAGGCAGAUGAAUGGAUGAAUGAGUUUAAGAGUUAUCUGAGAGAGAGGAGCCCUGGAAAAAUUGAAAGAAGCACAAUCCCAAAUUUUGAAGCUCUUACUCAGUUCGGGACUGCCACAAUCACAGCUAGAAAUAUUGGUGAAGUGGAAGCAUCGUAUAGCUUAACGUUUGAUUGUUCGAUAGGUAUCAGCCAGAUGGAGGAACAAAUUUUCAUUUUGAAGCCAAAACAAUUUUUCAUUUUGAUUUUAUACAGGUGGAGAGUGCAAGAUCUUGACAAGGUUGAAUUCUGA